AUGGAGAUUUCGACAAGGACGCUGAUCGGAUAUAAAGCAGAUAUUAAAGUGUUAAUGAUCACUGGCACCGGAGACACUUGCAAAGACCUAGAACCGCAGGAUACGUUAACGGAUCCCGGAGAUAGCCCACAAAGAGGCCGUUCUUUUGGUUCCGCCGUGGAGCGGCCAUUUGAUUCGUGGCCCAAAUCCAGAUACUGGCCCCACGCCACAAUUCAACAAGAAAUCCAAGGGGGAGAAAUUCCCUUCGAAAAGCUGCUGGAAAUAUUCCAAAAACUGAAGGUCCCGGUCGACGUGAUUCACGCGAAAUGCGUCUUCAAGGCAGCGGAUCACGGUAAAUGCGGACUGAUCGGCGCAGAGGGAUUUAAGUCCAUUUACAAAGCUUUCAUCCGCCGCCCGGAGCUGCUGGACCUGUUUAACCGUCUCAGUGCUGGCCAGCAAAUCCUCCCGGCUAACAAUCUCCUGGACUUCAUGCGCGGAGAGCAGUACGAGGUCAGCGUGAGCGAGCAGAACGCCGUGGAGCUGAUCGAGAAAUACGAGCCGGUUAUCGAGGCCCAGAGAACGCGCUCCAUGACCUUCGAGGGAUUCGCGAGGUUCCUGAAUUCGGCAGAUAGCGGGAUAUUCCGGAGGGACUGCGCGCGGAUUUACCAGGACAUGCGCCUGCCGCUCAGCGAUUACUUCAUCUCCACGUCACACAACACGUACCUGAUCGCCGACCAGCUGGUGGGGCAGAGUCACCUGUGGGGUUACGGGAGUGCUCUGCUGAGAGGCUGCCGGUGUCUGGAGAUUGAUUGCUGGGACGGUCUGGACGGGGAGCCGGUGGUCUAUCACGGACACACUCUAACCAGCAAACUAUUGUUCAAAACCGUCAUCUACGUCAUAGAGAAAUACGCCUUUGUGGCGUCUCAUUACCCCGUGGUGCUGUCCCUGGAGAAUCACUGCUCCCCUGUGCAGCAGGAGACGAUGGCGCAACAUCUAAAGAGUUUUCUUGGGGACAAACUGCUCACCAUGGCAACCGGAAACGCCCCCGACAGACUGCCGUCCCCCGAGGAACUUAAAUUUAAAAUUCUGAUAAAGAAUAAGAAGAUCGGCUCGCUGCAGGACGCUGCCCUCACCUACGGGACGAACAAACAUGGCCGGGUCGGGGAAUACAUAGAAGCGGCUGACGAUGACAACGAUGACGCCGAAGAGACUCCAUGGAAAGGCCAGAAAAUGACUCAGUCACUGAAAGUAAAGCUUCUGAACACACAAAAACGGUCAAAACCCAAACCAAAGCUGGAGAAGGUGACUCUGGCUCUGGAACUCUCAGAUCUUGUCAUUUAUAUGAAAUCAGUCAAAUUCAAAAGUUUCGCUCACUCGAGAUGUCAUCAGGAGUUCUAUGAAAAUAAUUCCAUAGCGGAGGAUGUGGCGGAGCGGCUGGCGAGACAGUCAGCCGAAGAAUUUAUUUCUCACAACAUGAAAUUCAUCACCAGGAUCUACCCCAAAGCAACGAGGACGUCGUCCUCCAACCCGAACCCGCAGACGUUCUGGAACGUGGGUUGCCAGAUGGUGGCGCUGAAUUAUCAGACGGCCGGGACUCCCAUGGAUCUGCAGGACGGGAAAUUCCUGGACAAUGGAGGCUGCGGAUACGUUCUAAAGCCGGGGUUCCUGCGGAAAGAAAAACUCGCGUUCACCUUAGAUCGCCCGCCGCCGAACCGUCGCCCGAUCGCCCUGUCCAUUCAGAUAAUCAGUGGGUUUCUGCUGCCCCCGAGCAGCCUGUCUGUGGGUAACACGGCCGACCCCGUGGUGUCAGUCGAAUUGUUCGGAGUCCCGGCUGAUCAGUCCAAGAAACAGACGCAGGUCACAAAGAGCAACGCCUUUAACCCUCGCUGGAACCAGCCUCUGACCUUCACCGUCCACGUCCCGGAGCUGGCGCUGGUGCGAUUCUGCGUAGAGGAUCAGAUGGCGUUUCUGUCCAACCAGUUCCUCGGCCAGUACACCCUGCCGCUAACGUGCAUUAAUAAAGGUUACCGCAACGUUCCUCUUCUCAAUAAGAACGGCCAAAGCCUCGUUCCCGCGUCUUUGUUUGUCCACGUUUGGUACCACUGACCCCCGGGAGCCGGAUCCGUCCCCCAAUAAAGCAGCAAAUGGAGAAAA
Molecule: messenger RNA, 2133 nt
Organism: Spea bombifrons (plains spadefoot toad)
Lineage: Eukaryota; Metazoa; Chordata; Amphibia; Anura; Pelobatidae
Gene: PLCZ1
Product: phospholipase C zeta 1
Exons: 14
Coding region: 1-2085 (694 amino acids)
Biological process (GO): intracellular signal transduction; lipid metabolic process; positive regulation of cytosolic calcium ion concentration involved in egg activation
Cellular component (GO): nucleus
Molecular function (GO): phosphatidylinositol-4,5-bisphosphate phospholipase C activity
Source: RefSeq, a predicted model, not a curated record